AUGAACGUAUCGCAACCAUACCCAGUCCCUGCUGGGGUCCAAAUAAUUCCAGAACAAUUCAUAGACAUGCGACUAGAUGCGGAAAUUGAUAACGACAUUCUUCACCCCAGGCCUAUCACCGAUGAGAAAAAUAUAUUCUUUUUUUGGCACUCCGGAUUCACAAACAUGCAUCCUUAUUCACAGCGUAACAUACGAGCUUGGCAUCGCCGCUUUUCUAAACAUGGAUGGAAAAUCCGCGUUCUAGAUUGUCAAGGAGGAUCGCCUCUCCAUAUUGCUAAUUAUCUUGACGUAUCCGACCCAGCUACGUUUCCGCUUGCCUUUCGAAAAGGCAGAAUGGGUGGUCGCUAUGCUGCCCAGCAUACAUCAGACCUCGUGCGGUUCCCGCUGUUACUGAAGUACGGAGGUGUGUAUGCUGACGCCGGGUUCAUGCAAAUUGGCGACUUGGACCGUCUCUGGAGUCGGACCUUGGGCAACCCAGACUCUCCAUAUGAGGUACUUUCGUAUAAUAUCGGGGGUACAGCAGGGCGCAGUUUGACGAACUAUUUUCUAGCGUCUAAUAAAAACAAUGCUUUAUUUAGGCGUUGCCACUUGUUGUUAUUAGAACUGUGGGCUGCAGAUGGCGGCAAAGAUAGUACGGAGGGAAUGCAUAAGAGUCCCUUGCUGAAAGGGCUGGAUUUGAUGGAUCAUGGGCAAACGGUUAAGGAUGGGGACCGAGUGCUUAGCGCGGAAGAGUGGACUGGAAUGUUAACCGAUUAUAUUAUCCAAGCCCAGGUUAUUACUAUGGUAAUGGGGCUUGUGGAUGAGAAGGACAACUGGAACGGCCCGAAGUACGUGGUUGAGCAUAUAUAUGCCAUUGAAUUUAUGGAGGGAUCACAGCUCAUCAACGAGUUCACUGCUUGGGAUGGUCAAAAGGCGUUUGAUUUAAUGUCGCUCUCACUGCCGAAAGUAGGAGAAGAAGAGACUGCCAAACAAAAAGAAGCACGCGAGGUGGUCGAAGGAUGCCUGCAAAGAAGCUUUGGGUUUAAGCUCGCGCAUGGAAUCAUUCUGAAGGCAUUCGAAUGUACACUCGGCUCGAAAUGGAGGGAUAAUCCUGGUUCCGAUAAUGUGCCAGGAACCUACGCACAUUGGUUGAGGCAUGCGACCAUGUAUUGGAAUCCAGAUAAUAUCCCACCGCCCUUGAAUUUUGAGAUCAUUGCGCCGUUCAAAACGGGUCCAUUGUUGAGAGCUGAGUAG
Molecule: messenger RNA, 1233 nt
Organism: Talaromyces proteolyticus
Lineage: Eukaryota; Fungi; Ascomycota; Eurotiomycetes; Eurotiales; Trichocomaceae
Exons: 1
Coding region: 1-1233 (410 amino acids)
Molecular function (GO): glycosyltransferase activity
Source: RefSeq, a predicted model, not a curated record